Messenger RNA from Aureococcus anophagefferens, 1452 nucleotides. RefSeq lists its product as hypothetical. Lineage: Eukaryota; Pelagophyceae; Pelagomonadales; Pelagomonadaceae. The record is from RefSeq and is a predicted model, not a curated record. The transcript is spliced from 2 exons. Bases 1 to 1452 code for a protein of 483 amino acids. Gene Ontology annotation, molecular function: protein binding.
AUGUGGCCAUAUCACAUGCAUCAUCUCAAUGAGUUAGCGUCUCCAUCGCGCGAUUCGGAAGGCCUGGAGUUGGAACAUGCCAACCUCACAGACGAAACGGUGGCUUGUUUAAAUGCCGAACCCGUCCACCGGUUCAAAAAGAUAGAUCUAAGCGCAAAUCCGCAGCUUACGACGCUGCCGAGCGGAACCAAAUUUCCUGCUCUUGAAUGGCUCAAAGCAUCGCACUGUACCGGAUACUCACUAACUACGGUGGCCGCCAUCUUCUCAAGCUAUCCUGGUCUCACUUUCUUGUGUUUGGCUUGUUGUGGACUCACUGCACUACCUGAAGAUCUCUCACACUCGACCUGUAUCCUCGAAUAUCUAGACCUGCAUGGAAACAAAAUUGCCAACCUUCCAUAUUCAAUUGCUGGCUUAAGUUAUAUGAAAGAACUUAAUCUCUCCGGGAAUGCACUGGUGGACUCUGCUAUGAUUGCCCUCGCGGCUUCUUUCAAGGCCUCGACGCAGCUCCGUCAUCUCUUCCUGGCAAACAACCUCAUUACUGAGCGGGGUGCCCUCACACUAUCUCGAGGUCUUUCGACCAAAAAUAAUAGUCUAAGAUUACUCGUGUUGACCGGGAAUAAUGUCAAGGAUGACGGAUGUGCAGCAAUACUUGCUUCAGUUGCCAUGUGUACAUUGCAUACAUUACGGCUUGACGCAUGUGGCAUGAGUGAUGACGCUUCUCGUGCACUCGCAGCUGCGGUUCGCACAAAUGUGCACCUCCGCUCUUUGGCAAUUGGGCGUAACCAACUUGGAAACGAGGCGAUCAUCACGCUCAGUCGUGCGUUGGAGGACCAACAUGGCUUGCGAGGCGUCACUGACCUGGACUUGUCUGAUAAUCAUUUGGGUGCUGACAGUGCUGUUGCCCUGGCGGCAGCGCUUCUCGAGCUCAAUUUAUCGGGGUGUAAAAUUGGAUGCGCGAAUUCAGGUAUGCUGGUCUCUGCCAUUGAGCGCAAUGAACAACUCGAUUUUAUUCAUUUUGGUCACAACCGAGGAGACGAUGGCGCUUUAUUUAGCAAAAUUCAAGCACGGCCUCGUCCAGUUGCCCGAUUGCGCGCUGAUGAUAUGCUUAAUCGUCUUUUUGGCGAUGCAAUGCUUGAUCAAAAACUGAAGAACAAACUCAACACUGACGGCAUUUUGCUACACCCAGACCAAAAUGCCAACGUCCAAGUAUCCUACGGCCGAAGACCGAAUGUAAUCGGCAACUUGCGAUGCAGUGCUACCACAUCCCUAGCUGAAAUGCGGUAUUUAAUCACAAAGAACCUCUCACUUGCUGAUGAAAGCUAUCUUAUGAUAGCUCAUGAUGGCACACGGGCAUUUCCAAGGCACGAGGAGGACAAGCGGCACGUGCUCCUUGACUGUGGCCACAAUCUACAACUUCGCCCAUCCACCUGGCUGACUUUGGCGCCUGCAUGA